Messenger RNA from Python bivittatus (Burmese python), 1422 nucleotides. NCBI's taxonomy places the organism in Eukaryota, Metazoa, Chordata, Lepidosauria, Squamata, Pythonidae. The record is from RefSeq and is a predicted model, not a curated record.
AUGAUUGAAUUACGCCAUCAUUGCCCUCAUCUCCCAACCAGGCCCUUUGAAAUGAAUGAGAAGCCAUGUCUCCUUUCUGAGUAUACGGAAAAAUACCCCCUUUAUCCCAACGUUCUACCUAGGGAAUCCUGCAAACCCAAAGCGGAGUACAACAAGCAGCCAGUGCCAAUGGAAGGCCUUUCAACAACCAAGAGAGAUUACAUCCCUCAUGAAGUGUUCCGUAUUAAACAGAAACCUCCUGAUAAAUAUGUCAAGAAAGAUGAAUGCAUGGACCUACAGUCUACAUAUAGACAAGACUAUAACCCAUACUCCGUAAGUCGAGUGCCUCCUUGCUUGCCCCAGGAACAAAACUACUCUUCUGCUGAGAAAAUGACCUCAAUUCCGACAUAUAAAAGUGAUUACGUGGCAUGGAAUCAGCCUAAAAGAGAGAUGAUUAAGCCAGAUACCAGUUACCACCCGUCAGAAAAAAAAUUUGAUCACAGGACCACUAACCAGGAUGAGUACCAGUACAAGGGUCUGGUCACCACCAAGAACUAUAAGCCUUUAAGGCCUCCUCACAUCUCAAAGUUUCCCUUGGAGAGCAUGACCAAUUAUAAGUUGAAUUAUGUGGCUCACCCCAUACCAAAACGCUUUGUCCAUACACAGAAGCCAUUCAAGGGCUGCGAUGUCCCAUUUGACGGUCUCACCACCCACAAAUUUUCUUACAAAGGAUUAGCAGGACAGCCAGCAAAGUCCAUGAAACCAGAUUAUACCAGGCCAGAUCUGGGCAAUUUUGAGGGUACAACUGAAUUCAAGGAGAAGUACCAAGCAUGGCCAGUAUCGGCCCCCUUCUCCAGAAAGCCGGCGGUUUACACUCCUCCUAAAGAGAAGAUGGACCUCCAGACAUCAGUGCAGAUUCACUAUGGAAAUCCUAAUGGGCGCCCAGCAACAUCCUGUAAGCCCUUGGCCCGGGUUACCGAAUACACAGAGCCAUUUGACCACUGCUCCACUACGAAGGACGACUUCAAGCAUUGGCGCUCCGAAAGACCCAAGCCCAUUCUGCCUCAUCCAGCGAUCACCUUGCCAACUGAGCCCAUGGACCUGACGACCUCCUUCCAGACCCAUUACAUUCCUCACCCGCUCCCUUCCACAAAGAGCUUCCGGCCCCACUUGCCAGUGGCCAGACAUCAUGAGCCAUUUGCUGACACAACCACCUAUGCCACAAGUUACACGGCAAAGGAAGUGCGUAUAUGUCCCGCCUCUUUCAAAGAGCCACCUGGUUACCGUUUUGAUAAGAUUGAUGAAGGUGGCCACAGGCGGUUCCGACCGGCAACUGGGAUGCAACCCCGACGUUCAUCAAGCUCAACGCUUGCUGACUAUAGAGGUCGCCCCGGCAGCCGGCUAAGUCAAGCAGUGCUCCAAGAUGUAGCGCUGAAAGCCUGA